AUGAAUAUGAGAUCAUCCUCCAUACUGCCCAAAGCUACACUGACCAUAAAUCCAAACCCUGUGUACACUGGAGAGACAGUAACUGUGACGUGUUCAGUGGGGUAUGACAAUGCCUGGAGCUAUACAUGGUACAAAGACAACACUAAGAAAGUAGUGCCCCAGUCUGACAGACACACUACAACAGGAGCCACUUUCACCAUCAGUAGACCUGCUGUGUCUGACCAGAGCCUCUACUGGUGUCAGGGAGAGAUCCAGUCCAGAUCCAUAUCAUCAAUCAUCAAUGAUCCUGUCAAUAUCACUGUGAUUGAUAGACCUGUGGCUGUUCUGACCCUCCAACCCAACUGGCCUCAGAUAUUCAGUGGAGAGACUGUCACACUCAGAUGUAACAUACAGGGAGGAAAAGGGAUUGAGUAUGCUUUUUAUAACAGAGGGAAGUCGUUCUACUGGAAAACAGAGCCUGAGUACAGAAUCAGUCCUGCAAAGAAUGGUCUAUAUACCUGUGAAGGUCUUCAGAAAAUCAAUGGCUUAAAACACUCCGAGACAAGUAAUGCUAUACAAUUGACCGUGUUAGAUAAACCCCAAGCUGUCCUGAGUGUCUCUCCUCAGUGGCUGAACCCUGGAGACUCAGUUACUCUGAGCUGUGGGGUUAAAGAGUCAUCUAUAGGCUGGAGGUUCUUCUGGUACCGAACUUUUCCCUACAGAGCUGGGUUACCCUCCCUAUUGGACAAGUCCUACUCUGUAGAGCCUCUAUCUGGCAAUGGGACUACUGAAGACUCCUACACUCUGAUCCCUGCUGGUCCUAAUCACACAGGAGGAUAUGUGUGUAGAGCUGGGAGAGGAGACCCAGUCUAUGACACACUCUACAGUGAACCUCAGUUUCUCUGGUCAGGAGACCUGCAUCCUUCAGUGUCUCUCAGAAUAAGACCCAACAGAACUCAACACUUUACAUCAAAGUCUCUCUCACUAAGCUGUGAGGAGAAGGGGAACUCUACUAGAUGGAGACUGAAGAGAUACAGAGAGAGAGGAGUGGAGUCAGGGUGUGGCUCUAACUGGGGAUCAAUAUCAGGUUCCACAUGUAACAUCAGGUCCACACUUGAAAAGGACAGUGGAGUGUACUGGUGUGAGUCUGCAUCAGGAGAGUACAGUAAUGCUGUCAACAUCACAGUGGAUGCUGGUGCUGUUAUCCUGGAGAGCCCUGCCUAUCCCAUGACUGAGGGAGACUCUGUGACUCUGCUCUGUACAAAUAUACAUCAGGAAACAAACCCAAACCCCAAGGUUGAUUUCUACAAAGAUGGAGAACUCAUCAAGAAUGAGACCACAGGAGAGAUGACCAUCCCUGCAGUAUCCAAGUCAGAUGAAGGCUUCUAUAAGUGUAAAUCUACUGAAGGAGAAUCACCAGAGAGCUGGGUGACAGUGAGAGGCAUAACUCCUGGACCCUCUACAUCAGUCCUAGUAGUAGUGGUUGUGGGCCUGGUUGUUGCUGGUGUUCUACUGGCCAUUCUCCUGGUACUGCUGUGUCGAUAUAAAAACGCCAAAGGUUCCUGUUGUAACAGGAUAUUCUCGCCCCCCCAGCCACACAGCACCAACCUGGACCCCAAACAGGACCAAGGAUCUACCCAGGGCCAGGCUCCUGAUGCUGGGUAUACACGUCCGCAGCAUGACAAUAAUGACAAUGAUGCUGCUGCUGCUACUGCUGGACCAAGUGAUGUGAUGUACGCCCAGAUUCAACUCAAAAAGUUGGACAAGAAAAAGAAAAAAAAGCCAGCUGUUCCAAAAGAAAAUCCAGUCUAUUCUGAGGUCAAGACAGGGAAGGCCACAGCAGCAACUGGACAUGCUGAGGUUGACCUUAAACAGAAGGCCAAAGCCAAGAAGAAGAAAGAAACAGAAACCCCACCUGAGGCAGAUUCGGUCUAUUCUCAAGUGAAGCCAGUCACAGCCCCAGGACCUUGAGGGGGGCAGGGAUGGAGGAAUGGAGGGAUGGA
Molecule: messenger RNA, 1982 nt
Organism: Coregonus clupeaformis (lake whitefish)
Lineage: Eukaryota; Metazoa; Chordata; Actinopteri; Salmoniformes; Salmonidae
Product: Fc receptor-like protein 4
Exons: 15
Coding region: 1-1950 (649 amino acids)
Biological process (GO): cell surface receptor signaling pathway
Molecular function (GO): transmembrane signaling receptor activity
Source: RefSeq, a predicted model, not a curated record